AGCGGAAGACCGAAUGGCAGGGGGCGGGGCCGAGGCGCAGGCAGGCUCAGCGGAGUCGGAUUCCUGAAGCAGCAAAAACCCCGGCGCCCGAGCUAGGCCAAGCAGAGCAGCGCUGCAAAGCCGAGGCCGCGCGGACUUGUCAGAGACCCACCGCUGCCUGCGCCUUUGCUGCUGCAGUCAUCUCUCUUAUCCCUUGCCUACCUUUCGUGUCGCCUCCUCAAUCACCGUUUUGCAGCUGCAGCACCAUCGAUAACAGCUAAGUGGUCAAUUCUGGGACUCAGGGUUGGGAGUUGGGGCGGGUGCAAAGCGUAGGCAGUACAAACUAGCCCGCCAUCUCCUGCGGCUACCGCCACUGCUGCAGACACUUCUCCUGGGCGGGAAAGAACCCUGUCAAAAGGCCCACGCUGUCCCAGUGCCCACGGUCAGAGAAUUUGUGUCAAGCCUUGGUGAGAGCCUUGCGCUUGGGGAAGGGAAGACGGACACGGAGAUCACGAAAAAAGAUCUCAUAUUGGAUAGUGUUGACUUUUUGUCAGCUUAAUUGAGCAAGUGGCAGCUUUGCUUGAGCCUCCUUAAACCCUGAGCCAUGUCACCCCCAACUGUGCCCCCGAUGGGUGUCGAUGGCGUCUCUGCAUACUUGAUGAAGAAAAGGCACACCCACAGGAAGCAGAGGCGCAAGCCCACUUUCCUCACGCGUAGGAACAUCGUGGGCUGCCGCAUUCAACACGGCUGGAAGGAAGGCAAUGAGCCCGUGGAGCAGUGGAAGGGUACAGUGCUCGAGCAGGUUUCCGUGAAGCCCACUCUCUACAUCAUCAAAUAUGAUGGCAAAGAUAGUGUGUAUGGACUAGAGCUGCACCGAGAUAAAAGAGUUUUAGCGCUAGAAAUCCUUCCCGAAAGAGUGCCAACUCCUCGCAUUGAUUCGCGUCUGGCAGAUUCCCUGAUUGGCAAAGCAGUGGGGCAUGUAUUUGAGGGUGAACACGGUACGAAAGAUGAAUGGAAGGGCAUGGUCCUGGCGCGAGCCCCUGUGAUGGACACUUGGUUUUACAUCACUUAUGAGAAAGAUCCUGUCCUUUAUAUGUACACACUGCUGGAUGACUACAAAGAUGGUGACCUGCGCAUCAUUCCAGAUUCCAACUACUAUUUUCCUACAGCAGAACGGGAGCCUGGAGAAGUGGUCGACAGUCUUGUGGGCAAGCAAGUAGAACACGCCAAAGAUGACGGGUCCAAGAGAACCGGCAUUUUUAUCCAUCAAGUGGUGGCCAAGCCAUCCGUCUACUUCAUUAAGUUUGAUGAUGAUAUUCAUAUUUAUGUCUAUGGCUUGGUAAAAACCCCCUAAAUUCAUUGUGCCCUUUGCAAAAGUCGUGGAACUAUUCGAUGUAAAAUAUGUCAUGUUCUUGUAAUUGUGAAUUUUUGAGAACAAUGUUGGUGUCAGAGAUUCAGGAAUUUAUUAGUUGUUACUUAUUGUGCCUCCAAAUUUUACAUGGACUAGUCCCACGGUUUUGUCCCAAGCGUAUGUUGGUACUUUUGAUAAUUGCCUUGUUCUGUAAUUGAAGAUUAAAUUUGGGGGUUAAUAGAAAAUCGAAAAGUAUUCAUGACCAUUGGAACAAUGAAAAACUAAGAAAAAUUAUUGGUGUAACCCCACUCCAGAUUCUUUCCCCUACUUUAUCUCCCCUCUUCUUCCCAUGUAACAUGUAUUAAGAACAUGAUAUAUAAUCUUCCACGUUUUCCUCAUCCACUUACAGAAAGUUUGUUGCAGUCUCUUCUGUAAAAAUGAAAAGCCACAUCAUUUCUCUGUAAUUGCUUUUCACAUUUGGAAUAUCCAUGGUAUCUUUUCUAAUCAUUAGUUGCAAGUUUCUCUCUCUCCUUCCCUCUCCCCUUUCCCUCCUCUCCUCUCCCAGACCCCCUAUGCCUCUGGAAUUUAUUUUUGUAAAUGGUAUAAUAUAGAGGUCUAAUUACACAUUUUGUUCAUAUCACGUACUGAUUAUGCCAUCACAUUUGUUAAAUAAAUCACCCAUUUCUCUUCUCUCUCUCCUUCCCUCUAGCAGCUGCAUAUACAAUAUAUUUAUAAACCAAAAAGGAAUUCAACCAUUCUAUUAUUGAUGGUCACUUAAAUUAUUUCCUUCCCUUUUUUCAUCAUAACACUGCUGCUAUAAAUACUGGUGCUUUUAUUUCUUUUGGGUAGAUCCCCAGAAAUGGGAUUGCUAGGUAGGAGGUAUAUUUAAUUUUAAAGGAUAUUACAAAAUGACAGUGCUCAUUUCCCAGUAUCCUCUCCAGCACUCUUUCAAGUUUGCAAAUCUGGAGGGUGAAAAAUUACAUAAUAUUUUUAAUUGACAUUCAAGGAGGUUUGUUUGACUAUUUGGAUUUUUCGUUUUUGUGAUUUGCCAGUACUUAUCCUUUGCUCAUUUGUUUAUUGAAGUUUUGUUCUUAUAAAUUUGUAGGAGUUCUUACUACAUUUCUCUAGGGUACAUAUUAAUCAUUUGUAGCACAUUUGUAUUUUUCACAUUCUGUCAUUGAUCUUAACUGUAUUGAUGGUAUCUUUUACUUUACAAUUGUUGCUGUCAUUUUUAAUUUUUAGGUAGACUACUACCUACUUUUUGGCUUUUGAGUUUACUGUCUUUUUCAGAUAAAUGUCAUGCAAAUAUUCACCUACAUUUUUUUUCUAAAAUUUUCAUUAAUUUUAAGGCUUUAACUCCAUCUGGAGUUUAUUUUGUAUAUGGUAUAAGAUGAAGGUUCAGAUAUACAUUUUGUUCACAUUGGAUUCCUGAUCAUUUAUUAAAUAAACCACCCAUUUUCAAGUUUGUGAGUCAGUAUUCUAAUCAUUUAACUCUAGUGGCUUGACCAUAAAUUUUGAACUCUGGUAAAGCAUGAGGUAUUUUGUUUUGUUUUCCAUUUCUUCUUUUAUAUAAAUUGUUCUAGCCAUUCAUUCUUUCUAUAAAAAUUGAAAGCAUUCUUUCCACAUUUUAAAAAUCCUAAUAUCCUAGAAUUGUGUUACAUUUCUACAUUUCUAUUUGUUUUUUCCUACAUUUCUAUUUAGAGGACAAUUUUAAUGAUAUUAACCCUCAAGGCUCCAGAGUUGUGGUACAUCAUUAAAAUCUUUUGGUUUUGGUUUUGUUAUGUUCUUCAUAAGGAUCCAUUAUAUCUGAUUAAAUUUAUUUCUAAAUAUUUUUACAGAUUUUGUCACAUUUUGACAUUUUGAAUUGGAUGUUUUUUCCUCCUCAUUUGUAACUUUUUAUUUUUAACAAUAUAGA
This is a messenger RNA of Nyctereutes procyonoides (raccoon dog), 3245 nucleotides long. It is a transcript of the gene SPIN4, whose product is annotated as spindlin family member 4. NCBI's taxonomy places the organism in Eukaryota, Metazoa, Chordata, Mammalia, Carnivora, Canidae. Gene Ontology annotation, cellular component: nucleoplasm; cytosol. The coding region runs from base 584 to 1333 and encodes 249 amino acids. Gene Ontology annotation, biological process: gamete generation; regulation of DNA-templated transcription. The transcript has a single exon. The record is from RefSeq and is a predicted model, not a curated record.